AAUAAAGCAGACAGUUUUGCUUUUUGCCGUCUGCUUUUGGCGCUCCCCGAGGCUGACCUCGCAUUUCUCGUUUUUCUUGUUCACACUCACACCCCGAAGACUUCUCUCUGGGUGCUUGUGCGUGUACGUGUGGAAUUUUUGAAUGGAGUUUUCAAAUCCUCUCCUCGUAAAGUAUCGAAACGAUCGCCGGAAGCUUCUUGAGUUUCUACUAUCGUCGGGCUCGAUCAAAGAAAUCAAAACUCCGGCCGGCCUCACUACCUCAAUUUCGAACAUCGAUUUCGAUUCUCUCAGUAUUGAUUACGUACUUGAAUGCAUUAAGUCCGGUGGUUUGCUUGAUGUUUCCCAAGCAUGGAAGGGAUGUUAUAACGAAUCUUCACUUCCGGCCAUGGUGCACUUGCAAUCAGGAGAUCUUUUUUUUCUUCAUUCAGAUCCGGAGUUGGCUGGAUCUCCACCUAGGCGGGCACCCCCAGUGGUCUCCAACCAGCAUCAUCCCAUCCGAUCAAGUUAUCUGGCCAGUGAACAAGUAGCUUUAUCUGGUCCUGAAAUUGGGGUGAAUUGUCAAGUUAGCUCAUCUCCAAAUUUAAGUCCCACGCAUAAUGCAGAUAUUCUUACAGUAGGAUUACCAAUGCUGAGAACUGGAUUGGUGGAUGAUGACUUGCGGGAAUUUGCUUACGAAGUAUUGCUUGCAUGUAUUCUGUUUUCAGGAUUUGAAAUUCACUUCAUUGACGGUAAAAAGAGGGAAAAAAGUUCUAGAUUUCUUGCUGGCUUGAAAAACAAAAAGGAUAAACGACAUUUACAGUCCGAGUCUCCAGAUAGGCAUUUGAAGCUUCUCGAAACGAUUCGCUUGCAAAUGCAGGUUUCAGAAUCAACGGAUACCUUUGUUAAGCGAAGGUUGACACAGUUUGCUUCAGGGAAGCCUUGGGGGCAACUAGAUGUUCCACAACUCUCAUUGGUGCUGUUGACUGGCAUAUCAAAAUCUGAUUUUCCGAGUGAGAAAUCAUAUAUCAACUGGAAGAAUAGACAAGCAAAUAUUAUAGAAGAACUACUUUUUUCUGAUUACAAGAAGUCUGAGAAGCAGAUAAUUGGAACUUCACUUGCAAAAGUUCGAGACUCAAAGGAAUGGGAUGAGAAGACAUCUCCUUCUGAACGCAGUGAAGUCCUAUUAACCAUCAGACAAGUUGCUCUGAUGUUCUCAUCAAUGCCUGCACGUUUUGGCAUUGAAGGAGAAACUUACCAUUGGACCACUGGUUAUCAUUUGAACAUUAGGCUUUAUGAGAAGUUACUCUUUGGUGUAUUUGACAUUCUCGAGGAUGGCCAGCUUGUGGAGGAAGCGGAUGAAAUUCUAAACUUCGUGAAGUUGACCUGGUCGAUGUUGGGUAUUACACUUAGACUGCAUCAUGCAUUAUUUGCAUGGGUGCUGUUUCAGCAGGUUGUGUUCGUUGCCCUGCUUGAGAAGAAAAUUUUGAUAACUGUGCUUUUGAUGGAAAUACUGAACACCUCGAAGAUACAUAUUCCUUUUUCAGCACUUCACCAUUUGCUUGUCAGAGAAUGUUUUUGCUGCUACAGAAGAAGUGACAUUAUUGGAUUAUGCAAUUCUNGACUGCACCAGUUUUAUGGUGGAAAACUGAAACCUUUCCUCAAGGAUGUGACAUGCCUUACUCAAGAUGUGAGGAAAGUGCUUCCUGCAGCAUAUGCAUUGGAGCAUUGCCUUAUUAAGCUUUAUUCUUCUGCUUGUAAAGAAAGAGAGUUGCACUUUUUGCAUGGCCAAGAAUUUGACCAUUACCAGAUCGAUGAAAUUUCCAGGUCAAUAAUUCUUGACUGGGUAGUUGCUCAACAUGAACGAAUCCUGGAAUGGACUGGACGUGCUUUUGACCUUGAGGACUGGGAACCUUUAUCUUCUCAGCAAAAACAAGCAGCUUCAGCAGUUGAAGUGUUUAGGAUCAUAGAGGAGACUGUUGAUCAAUUUUUUGAGAUGAGCCUUCUACUCGACAUCACACACUUGCAAGCUCUACUGUCUAUCAUUUUCCACUGCUUGGAUGCCUAUUUGGUGAAAGUGGUUAGCCAGUUAGUUGAUAAGCGAAAUUUGUAUCCUUCUACUCCUCCUUUGACUCGUUACAAGGAGACGACAUUUCCUAUUGUCAAGAAAAAGCUGGGAGAGCAUUUGAUUCUUGACAAUGAAAUAAAUAAGAAGUUGAAUGAAUUGACUACUCCCACCCUGUGUAUCAGACUAAACACUUUUCGAUACAUUCAAAAACAAACUGCCGUACUUGAAGAUGGCAUUAGGAAGUCGUGGGAAUCUGUCAGAGUUUAUAAAAACAAUAGAUGCUCAACAGAGCAAACUAUUGAGACAACAUUAGAAUUGGAUAACGAAUCAGUUGCUGAGCUUUUUGUUGCCACAUUGGAGUGCAUUAGGGAUUCUGCUGCUGAUGCUAUCAGACAGACGUGUGACUUUCUAGGAGCUAGAUUUGUGUUCUUGGAUCUAAGAGAUUCGUUCCUGUUUCAUUUAUAUCGUGGUGGUGUUGAAGGAAAUCGGUUAGAUGGGAUACUUCCACAAUUUGACAGUGCCCUCAAUACCGUAAGUGGUUUGAUUGAUGAUACAAUUAGAGAUCUCGUGGUGUCGAGCAUUUUUAAGGCAUCACUGGAAGGAUUUGUGUGGGUGUUGCUAGAUGGAGGCCCUUCACGUGCAUUUUCUGAUUCAGAUAUUUCAAUGAUAGAAGAAGAUCUUAACAUAUUAAAAGACUUGUUUGUAGCUGAUGGAGAAGGUCUUCCUCGUUCAUUGGUUGAGGAGGAAGCAAAAUUUUCUCAUCAAAUCCUGAGCCUGUUUUCCCUUCAGACUGAAUCUGUGAUCCAGAUGCUGAUGACAUCCAGCGAACAUAUUUCAGCGGGGGCCAAUGGUCGUAACUAUGGCCAGCGGUAUUUGGGAGAUGCUCACACUUUAAUACGGGUAUUAUGCCAUAAGAAAGAUAGAGAAGCCUCUAAGUUCUUAAAAAGACAUUAUCAGCUUCCUUCAUCUUCAGAGUAUGACGAGAAUCUGCAGGAGGAUUUCAGUGCGAGUUCUCCUCUUGUUGCUGAUCUCAUAAAGCGCAGUGCAUCAUUUCGUUGGUCCGAGAAAAGUCAUAGCAGCUUCAAAUCUAUAAAAAAGAGAUUUCAAGAAGCGACAUCUGAAAUAAAACAUGCAGCAUGGUGAUUAACAUGUUACAUUGAGAGUCUAAAGCAUUUCAUGUUAUUGACUCCUCUUAGGGAGACAAUGGAUAAUAUUCAGAUGGCAUGUUUGGAAUGGUGGAUUGAAGAAGUUCUGCCUGUUUCCAUUUUUUAAUGAUAAUGAAGUGCUGGAUCCGGGCCUCAGAUCCUACUGGACAAUAUUAAUUAAUUAGAAAAAAUAAGUUAAAAUUUUGGUACUAUAUUGUCCAGUACGAUCUAGUACUAGAUGCCAAACAUGCAUUGACUGGAUAUGUGACAGCAUCAUUCCAUGUACAUUUAGAAGCACAUUGCUACUUCCGGCAGGCAUUGCGCUGUGUUCAGAGAUGGAGGAAUUUUGUUCUUUUAGAACGCAUUUAACAUCUAUAGGUAAAGCUGUCAAAUCAGUUUGGGCCUAAACUAGUUUUUUCUUCUUGUGAGAGAUCAAGAUAACCUUGUUUUUAGUUGCUUCAUAUAUUUUAAUGUAUCAUUUUCAUCAUCCUUUUGGUAUAUUUGUUACUGUAUUGCAGUCCCAACAUGUACUUUUUUGUGACUUU
Messenger RNA from Olea europaea var. sylvestris, 3734 nucleotides. RefSeq lists its product as uncharacterized. The coding region runs from base 143 to 3187 and encodes 1014 amino acids. The transcript is spliced from 24 exons. Lineage: Eukaryota; Viridiplantae; Streptophyta; Magnoliopsida; Lamiales; Oleaceae. The record is from RefSeq and is a predicted model, not a curated record.